Messenger RNA from Metschnikowia bicuspidata var. bicuspidata NRRL YB-4993, 1482 nucleotides. Its product is annotated as putative glycosylphosphatidylinositol-alpha 1,2 mannosyltransferase. Gene Ontology annotation, cellular component: endoplasmic reticulum membrane. Lineage: Eukaryota; Fungi; Ascomycota; Pichiomycetes; Serinales; Metschnikowiaceae. Gene Ontology annotation, molecular function: alpha-1,2-mannosyltransferase activity. The transcript has a single exon. The coding region runs from base 1 to 1482 and encodes 493 amino acids. Gene Ontology annotation, biological process: GPI anchor biosynthetic process. The record is from RefSeq and is a predicted model, not a curated record.
AUGUCCUUGGUUGCGUGUUUAUGUGUCUUUUUUUUCAGACUACUCAAUGCGUUUUUCAUCCGGACGUUCUUUCAACCUGAUGAGUAUUACCAAGCACUAGAACCCGCUCAUCGUCUUGUAUAUGGCUACGGAUACUUGACAUGGGAAUGGCAUGAGGCUCUAAGGUCUUCUCUUCAUCCACUUCUUUAUGCAUUUGCUUAUAAGCUCUUUAACAUAUUCAUUCUGGAAUCCUGGGCCGUGGUUGUUGCCCCGAAAAUUAUGGGAGCAUUGAUCGCAACUACCAGUGAUAUCUAUACUUACUGGUUUGCCUCCCGUUACUGGCAGAGUCCUUCUGUAGCAAAAGUUGCACUUGGUCUCUCGCUUAUCAGUAGCUGGAACUGGUAUGUUUCUACACGCUCAUUUCUGAACAAUUUGGAAAUGGCCCUCACCGCUGCCGGCCUUUCAUAUUGGCCGUGGCAUCAAUACAAGCUAAUGCCAUUAUUGAUAUCAUGCCUUUUUGGAUUUCUAAGCUGCAUAGUCAGGCCCACAAACUCAAUACUAUGGGCCUUCCUUGCGGUGUGCCUUUUGGCAAAAAAUAUCAGAAGAUUUUCCAGAUUAGUCUCUCUCUUGGUGUCAGUCAGUUUGGUAUUUAUGUUGACUUCAAUGUUGGCCUCAUUGGCUGAUCGGUUCUUUUACGGUCGAUGGACGUUUCCUAUCUAUAAUUUUUUGGAGUUCAAUGUUUUUCGAAAUCUCCUGAUCUUUUACGGCUCAGCUCCUUGGCAUUUCUAUUUGCUUCAAGGUAUACCUCUCAUACUAAUGGGAUAUUUACCACUGUUUUGCCUUGCGAUCUACCAAUAUCGGAGAACAACACUUGUUGGCCUAUGUGUAUUUUUCGUGUCGGCGUUUUCCUUAAUUGCACACAAAGAGUUUCGUUUUCUCCAGCCACUUCAUCCAGUGAUGAUAACAUUGUGCGCCAAGACAAUCUACCAGAGAAGGCACAUCAAUCUCGCCAAACUUUUCGUCUUCGUGGUUGUCAUCUUUCAUCUGUUCAUUGCAUAUUUCUUUACCAGAGUUCAUGAGGCAGGUGAGAUUAGGGUCGUGGAAUUGUUGAGGGAUGACCCAAUGGUGGAAUCUAUUGGCUUUCUUACACCUUGCCAUUCGACGCCCUGGCAUAGCAUGUUUCACAGACCUGACUUGAUUUCGAAAUCAUGGUUUUUGACGUGUGAGCCACCUCUUCAUUUCGAAAGCGGCACUGCUGAAAACAUACAAACAUACCGCGAUCAGCUGGAUCUAUUCUUCGACGACCCAGUGACGUUCUUACAAAGCUUGCCAUAUGAGUGGCCGUCUCACUUAGUGUUAUUUCAACCAAUGCAGAAGGUGGCAAUGAGUGAACUCACCGAGUAUUAUGAAUGCAAGAGGGUAUUCAAUGGCUAUUUUCAUUGGGACCCUCGCCGCAGCGGCGAUAUUAUCGUUUAUUGCAGAAAAGAGAUCCUUAUGAUUUAA